UAGCAAUGAAGAUAGGCAUCCUCGGAGGAACCGGGUUAGACGAUCCCGACAUACUACUCACUAGAUCAGAACUUGUCUUUGAUAAAAGUGCUACAAGAACAGCUGCUAAUGGACUACCAGCGGACUAUGGGGAGCCCCUAGACAACCUGGUCUCUGGAGUUAUAGAAGGAGUUGAGUGUGUAAUUCUAGCGAGACAUGGCCGACAACAUCAAUGGAAUCCUAGUAAUGUCAACUACAGAGCAAACUUUCUAGCUCUUAAACAAGCAGGCUGUGACUUAGUGAUAGCUACUCACAGUGUAGGUUCGCUGGUUGAAGAAUAUAAACCUAGAGAUUUCAUUCUGCUCGACCAGGUCAUUGACAGGACACAGAAGAGAAACUUGACGUAUUAUGACAACAAGGAUACAAGUUUUAAGGGCGUGUACCAUGCUUCCUUUGGAGACCCUUACGAUACCAAACUUAGACAGGUUAUAAUAGAUUCGAGUGAAGAGCUAGGGUUUCCUCUUCACCAAACUGGAACGUGUGUAGCUAUUGAAGGACCCAGAUUCUCUUCUAGAGCUGAGAGUCUGAUGUUCAAGCAGUGGGGAGCAAAUCUAGUGGGGAUGACACAAGUCCCUGAAGCUCAGCUGGCAAAGGAGCUGAACUUGCCUUUUGUUGCUAUCGCCAUGGUUACAGAUUACGAUGCCUGGAAACAAGAUGCCAAACCUGUUACUGUUGAAGAAAUUGUCAAGACGCUGAGGAGUAACGGUGACAAGAUGAUAAAGUUUCUGAAGCGGAUAAUACCCAUGAUAGCUGCUUCUAACGAUUGGAAAGUAGAAACCAAAGCUGACGAGGGAUUGAUCACACGCCCUUUGCCAACUGAAUAAUAACCUUUUUGAGGAAAAUUAAUUUAUUAGAAUUUUGAUUUUGAACCUAAAUUGAUUGACGACCUUUAUUUUAAGAGGUUUUUAUUAUUUUUUAAGUUAUUGAUUUAUUAAUAUGAAUUUUGGCGCUGUGGGUAUAGUAUAGUAGUUUUCCAACGUUUACACCAGUAAAAUACUUCUAAUUUUAUA
Molecule: messenger RNA, 1049 nt
Organism: Bolinopsis microptera
Lineage: Eukaryota; Metazoa; Ctenophora; Tentaculata; Lobata; Bolinopsidae
Product: S-methyl-5'-thioadenosine phosphorylase-like
Exons: 6
Coding region: 6-863 (285 amino acids)
Biological process (GO): nucleoside metabolic process
Cellular component (GO): cytosol
Molecular function (GO): S-methyl-5-thioadenosine phosphorylase activity
Source: RefSeq, a predicted model, not a curated record